Molecule: messenger RNA, 3886 nt
Organism: Pygocentrus nattereri (red-bellied piranha)
Lineage: Eukaryota; Metazoa; Chordata; Actinopteri; Characiformes; Serrasalmidae
Product: diacylglycerol kinase delta
Exons: 30
Coding region: 36-3638 (1200 amino acids)
Biological process (GO): lipid phosphorylation; diacylglycerol metabolic process; intracellular signal transduction
Molecular function (GO): protein homodimerization activity; ATP-dependent diacylglycerol kinase activity; protein heterodimerization activity
Source: RefSeq, a predicted model, not a curated record
CCCGCUGGGCGGCGCUAUGGGCGGCGUGGCACAGGAUGGCGGCGGCAGGCUGUGAGGCGCCGCGCUGCCUGGAGGACUCCUCAGACAGCGAGCCGGAGCACCGCGGCUCCCCGCACAAACUCAUCCGCAAAGUGUCCACCUCGGGGCAAAUCCGCAGCAAGACGGUUCUGAAGGAGGGGCAGCUGAUGAAGCAGACUAACUCCUUCCAGCGCUGGAAGAGACGAUACUUCAAGCUGCGCGGGAGAACGCUGUACUACGCUCAGACGGCCAAGUCGAUCAUCUUUGACGAAGUGGAUCUGACGGACGCCAGUGUAGCCGAGUCCAGCACCAAGAACGUCAACAACAGCUUCACUAUCAUCACUCCCUGUCGGCGACUGAUCCUCUGUGCGGAGAACCGGAAGGAGAUGGAGGAGUGGAUGGCAGCGCUGAAGAGCGUUCAGAACAGAGAACACUUUGAGUCCACUCAGUAUAGUAUGGAUCAUUUCUCUGGGCUCCAUAACUGGUACGCCUGCUCGCACGCCCGGCCCACCUACUGCAACGUCUGCAGAGAAGCUCUGAGUGGAGUCACGUCACACGGCCUGUCCUGCGAAGUGUGCAAGUUUAAGGCCCAUAAACGCUGUGCAGUCAGAGCCACUAAUAACUGCAAAUGGACCACGCUGGCCUCCAUCGGCAAAGACAUCAUCGAGGACGAGGAGGGGAUCUCUAUGCCUCAUCAGUGGUUGGAAGGGAAUCUCCCAGUGAGUGCGAAGUGUACAGUGUGUGAUAAGACGUGUGGGAGUGUGCUCAGACUGCAGGACUGGCGCUGUCUCUGGUGUAAAGCCAUGGUCCACGCGGCAUGUAAGGAUCAGCUGUCCAUGAAGUGUCCGUUGGGUCAGUGUAAAGUCUCUGUGAUCCCACCCACUGCACUCAACAGCAUCGACUCAGACGGGUUCUGGAAGGCGUCCUGCCCCCCCUCCUGCACCAGUCCUCUGCUGGUGUUUGUGAACAGUAAGAGUGGAGAUAAUCAGGGGGUGAAGUUUCUGCGGCGGUUUAAGCAGCUGCUGAAUCCAGCACAGGUGUUCGACCUGAUGAACGGAGGACCACACCUGGGUCUACGUCUGUUUCAGAAGUUCGACACGUUCAGGAUUUUGGUGUGUGGUGGAGACGGCAGCGUGGGCUGGGUUCUCUCAGAGAUAGAUGCUCUGACGCUGCACAAACAGUGUCAGCUGGGUGUGCUGCCCUUGGGAACAGGAAAUGACCUGGCGCGGGUGCUGGGAUGGGGCGCGGCAUGCGACGAUGACACUCAGCUCCCUCAGAUCCUGGAGAAACUGGAGAGAGCCAGCACCAAGAUGCUGGACAGGUGGAGCAUCAUGGUAUAUGAGACCAAGUUUCCACGGCAACACUCCAGCUCCACGGUAACGGAGGAUUGCAGUGAGGACUCAGAGGUGCAACACAUUCUGACCUAUGAGGAUUCUGUUGCAGCUCAUUUGUCCAAAAUCCUCACUUCUGACCAGCACUCUGUGGUCAUCUCCUCCGCCAAGGUUCUGUGUGAGACGGUGAAGGAUUUCGUAGCGAAAGUGGGCCGAGCGUACGAGAAAAACACAGAAAACUCAGAGGAGUCAGAGACAAUGGCUAAAAAGUGUGGAGUCUUAAAGGAGAAGUUGGACUCGUUAUUAAAGACGCUGAGUGAAGAGGCUCAGGCCAGCAGUGUGAUCACAGCGCCCCCGCCCACCAUCGCUGAGGAGCAGGAGGAGGGGGAGGCUGUCUCACUGGCCCUGCCCACAAACCAGCUCACAUCCCAACACCCCACAGCGCCCUGCUCGCCCCGCCCCGCCAUCUUUAAACCCAGAGAGCAGCUCAUGCUCCGGGCAAACAGCUUGAAAAAAGCCAUCAGACAGAUUAUAGAGCACACAGAGAAAGCGGUGGACGAGCAGAACGCUCAGACUGAGGAAGUGUUUGCGGCUCUGGCUCCUGAGGAGGAGGAGGAGGAGGAUGAAGAGGAUAAAGUGUCUCUCAGGUCGGCCUACAGUGCCAGAGUGCGACACAUGAGGAGAGUUUCGAAAGCUCCCUGUGAGAAGCUCAUCACUAAAGGAAGUCUGUCACUGGGAAGCUCUGCAUCACUUCCUGCUCAGACAGGAAGCAGGGAGAACAUGCUGAGCACCAAGAUUCUGUACCCGAGUCUGAAGGCUGGAAUGACCGGUUCUCUGUCCAGUAGUUCAGUAAUCAGCCGACUGCUGGUCAAUGCUGAUCCAUUCAGCUGUGACUUGGACAACUUUGACUGCUACACUGAGAAAUGUGUAAUGAAUAAUUAUUUUGGAAUUGGACUGGACGCCAAGAUCUCACUGGACUUCAACAACAAGAGAGAUGAACAUCCUGAAAAGUGCAGAAGCCGUACUAAGAACCUGAUGUGGUACGGAGUCCUGGGAACGAAAGAGCUGCUGCACAGAACCUACAAGAACCUGGAACAGAGAGUUCUACUGGAGUGUGAUGGUCGGCCGAUUCCUCUUCCGAGUCUGCAGGGCAUCGCUGUGCUAAACAUUCCCAGUUACGCUGGAGGAACCAACUUUUGGGGUGGAACUAAAGAGGAUGAUACAUUUGCUGCUCCGUCGUUUGAUGAUAAGAUUUUGGAGGUGGUGGCUGUGUUUGGCAGCAUGCAGAUGGCUGUAUCUCGAGUUAUAAACCUGCAGCAUCAUCGAAUAGCUCAGUGCCGUACGGUAAAGAUCACCAUUCUGGGGGACGAGGGCGUACCUGUGCAGGUGGAUGGAGAGGCGUGGAUUCAGCCACCAGGAUACAUCAGGAUCGUCCACAAGAACCGCACACAGACACUCACCAGAGACAGGGCAUUUGAGAACACUCUGAAGUCGUGGGAAGAUAAACAGAAGUGUGAUUUCCCACGGCCCGUAUCCCAGCAUGCCAUUCAGCCUGAGACGGUCUCCGAGGAGGAAACGACUCAGAUCAGCCUUUUCGGCCAAUCAGCAGGAGCGCUGAUACACAGCAUUAGAGAGAUCGCUCAGACUCACCCCAGUGUGGAGCAGGAGUUGGCGCAUGCGGUGAACGCGAGCUCCAAAGCCAUGGACAUGGUGUAUGCGGACUCCAAGAACAACACGGGUCUGACGUGCAGCGUGGUGGUCCAGAUGGUCAGUAAUGUGAAGGCUCUCCACAGUGAAACUGAGCUGCUGCUAGCAGGCAAGAUGUGCCUGCAGCUGGACCCGCCACAGCGAGAGCAGCUGGACGGCGCUUUAGCCUCCGUAGCUUUGCAGCUGCGCAGACUGGCAGAAAUCAGCUGGCUCAGCACGGUCAUCGAGCCAGCCGACGACGAGGGGAACCCGAUGGAUUUCUCCAAGCGGAGCCGGAGCGCUAAAUUCCGCCUUGUUCCCAAAUUCAAGAGGGACAAAAACAACAAGAAUAAGGAGAUGUUUGCCACCCUCAACCUGCCAGUGCAUCAGUGGGGUGUGGAGGAGGUGGCAGCGUGGCUGGAGCAGCUCUGCCUGUCCGAGUAUAAGGAGAUAUUCAUCGGUCAUGACGUGCGCGGGUCAGAGCUGCUGCACCUGGAGAGACGGGAUCUUAAGGAUCUGGGCGUAACCAAGGUGGGCCACAUGAAGCGGAUCCUGCAGGGCAUCAGAGAUCUGAGCCGGAACAGCACGGCCAGUGAAGCCUAGCGCAGCCGGACACUCACUCAGAGCGGCCAGUCAGCUCACGGGGACCAGCUCGGCCUGGCCAAUCAGCUCACAGGGACCAGCUUGGCCUGGCCAAUCAGCUCACAGGGACUAGCUCAGUAAUCUCAGCCAGAAAAUCUCUGUCAGAACUUAACCAAUCAGCACAGUGCCUUCAGCUCGCACACCUGUGACAUCACAGCCUUCAGGGGAAUCCUGCUCUACUGCCAUGCUGGUGGUGUGGCGGGUUUGGU